Messenger RNA from Sycon ciliatum, 3025 nucleotides. RefSeq names its product protein kintoun-like. Bases 332 to 2650 code for a protein of 772 amino acids. Gene Ontology annotation, biological process: axonemal dynein complex assembly. NCBI's taxonomy places the organism in Eukaryota, Metazoa, Porifera, Calcarea, Leucosolenida, Sycettidae. The transcript is spliced from 15 exons. The record is from RefSeq and is a predicted model, not a curated record. Gene Ontology annotation, cellular component: cytoplasm.
UGUUGGCGGCAAAGCGAAUGAAAGAAAACGUCUUCGUAAAUAAUUAGAGAAUGAAUUCCAGAGUCUUUACUACUUGAGAACGGGUUUAUUGACAAAGCCAAUAGCGUGAGACUCAGUAUGAAGUAAGAGCCAAAGCGAUACGCUUGCACUUCUACAAAGUCAGUUUCUUACCGACAAGCCCAGCGUCCCAUCACUCGCUCAGUCCGACGUAUUUCUUUUGCCAGCGAAUUCCAUUGGUAACUUGCCUAGCCUAACGUUCAGUCUUAGCAGGACCGCCAGCAGCAGCGCCAGUUCCGCCGUGCCCGUGGUGUAUCGGAGAACAGGAGCCAGUAUGGCACAAGCGUCAAAGGAACGAUUCGAAAUGACCUCCGAGGAGGUGGACAAGAUUGGGAAGGCCUUGAAAAAUGAAGACUUCCGCAAGAUGCUGUUCGAAUACGCUGAAGAGAUCUCUGACCCCGCCAACAAAGCGCGUUAUGAAAAGGAGAUUGCAGAGCUUGAAAAGGAACGUGGGAGCGACGUCACCUUCCUUCAUCCAAAGCCUGGCUUUGUGGUGAAGACAUACACCGAUGCAGAGAAAACAAAGAAAGUGUUUCUCAACGUGUGCCAUGCACCGGAAAUUGAAAUGGCCACCUCCACCAGAGUGACAAAUGCAGAUGGAGUUGGUGGCCAGAACUGGUCAAUACCCUACAGUAUUGCAGCAGCACGGGAAGACAUUGAUAAAGCCAAGAAGCGCUGCAUUGUGAUUGACAUUAUCUUCAACGAGCGUACGCUGGAGCUUGCCAAGAAGGAUAAACGAUUCCAGAAGCUGGUCAUUGACACAUGUUUUGAGGGCCUUGAACAAAAGCAAAAUGCUAAACUGCUUACCACUGGUUAUCGUAUUCUGAAACAUGUCGAAUACAAGGGUCAACCGCAAUCAUCUGUCCUACGAAAGCCGGGAGCGAAGCCGAGCGACAUGCCUGAGCCGGCUGACGAUUUCUCCAAGAAGCUUGAAAGUAUGUACCCCUACAAGGACGCAGACGAAAAGCAACCAUCAUCAGCAUCGUCUCUAUUAUCUAAUGGGAGAACUGCUCCAGCGACAACAGCCCCACCUAAGGGGAAGGAAGCGGUAGCACCUCCAGCAUCUUCAAGGCCUUCUAGGCCCAGUGAAUUGCAAACAGCGAAUCUAUCGCAGCCGCAGUACAGAAUAGUACAAAGAGGCUACUUUGAUAUUCAGGAUUUCAGAAUGGCCAGAGACGCUGGUCCCGGAUGCUGGCCUAAGCAGCUUGUCGUCACCAUAUCUCUGCCGAAGUGUGCCAAUAUGACUGGUGUGGAGUUGGAAGUACUGUCAAAGGAAGUGCUGCUGACCAUCGAGUCCCUGGACGUGGAUUUGGAGAUUGCCCUACCGUAUGCUGUCAAUGAGGAGAGUGGCUCGGCGACAUUUGACAAAUCAAAGCGAGAGCUAGUGGUGACUUUGAAUGUCCUGCCGCCACCAGCUUCUCAUGCAGCUGCAAGUUUCAAUCAAACUACUACAUCCGCCGAGCAGGAUGAGGAUGAGGGAAAGGAAGCAGAGGAAGACACUGAUGCAGAGAAGCUGGAGCACACUGACACGGAUGUAACAGCAGCCAACGGUUCAGGCAGUUUCAGCUCAGCGGAUAUGCAGGCAAUGCAGAAGAGCCAGCCUGUGGAGGAGUGUGAUGUUGCAGAAGAGUCAACUCCCGCUGAAGGACUUCAGUCCGGUGUUGGCGAUGAUGGCCGUGACGAGUCUACCUCCAAUGGUUCUACAGCACCAGGUACUGGCUAUGCGUGCAGUGAGAGUCUCCCAGAACUAGAACUGAGUCAGUCCAAGUCUGAAAUCAGUAUGUUCUGGCAUGUUGACUCACCCACAAAUCUUCAUGUGCAAGAAACUACGGAAAAGGCAAUUCUGGACUGGGAUGUAGUCGCCACACAAACGCACUACCGGGUUGUCAUUGCGAGCUGCAAGGCAGAUGAGCUGUUCCAUGUCAUCACAACGAACUCCAUUUCAGCUGGCAUUCUUGUUCUGCUUGCAAAAGAAGAGCAGAGUCAAGUGCUGUGGACUUCCAUUGCUGUCGGGCCGGCAAGCAAUAAACUACAGCUUGUAGACUUCAAGCAGCCGGUCCCAGGUGCUGAGGAAGUGCCAACUGACGGUGUAAUCAAUGUUGCCAGUGCUCAUUCAGAUCAACAGGAGAACGGAACAAGUUCAAACAGCAACGAAGAGCAAGGCCAUGACACCAACGCUACUACACACUCCGGGAUCUGGGUGGAUGGGGAGCAACCCGAAGCAGACCCUAGUAUGAACGAUAACGGCAGUUCUGCGCCCGAGCAUCUACGGUCAGAGGUGGUUGAUAGCCAAUUGCCGGAUGGUUCCCUACCAAUAUCUGCUAUCGUAGAGAGCGUCCCCAGUUCAAGAACGGAAAUAGAGCAGGGAACGGAAUCGCAAUCAUCCGGAACGGUUCAGACAGCCCGGGACCAGGCUGAUGAUAGUGAGAUGCAAAGCUUGCACUGUAGUGACAAUGUGAGGAUGCCCAGUGACUCUAAGCCAGAUAGCACUGCAUUCCCUGAUAGUCCAGCAGUCCCCACUGCCAGCAGUGACAACGGGCUGCCUGCAACUUUGGAACUAGGAAACCCCUUGAUAUUUGACCUUGAUGACUAGCAGCAGUUUGUAGCAGUGCUGCGUUGAUGACUGGUUUGUGUUCCUGCGCGGCAAAGACUUGAUCUCACCAAAUAUAUGUAAGCUGAAUCUCUGACUUGACUUCAAACCAUCACACAACUAGAUCAUACUCAUUACUAUUAUUACUUUGGAAGCACAUGCAUUUUUAGAAGUCACGAUAUAAAACUCAUUGUUGUAGGAUCUCAAUUCUGGGCAAUGAAGAAAUGCCUGUGGAGAGCUACGUGUCUCUAUUGUUUGGCAUGUAGUUCCACGAAGUUGGUAAAUCUGGCAGGACUGCAACUUGCGUAUAAAAGGAGGAAGACGGAUGAAAGUGUGAGGCCGAACAUAAGCGCCAAUGGCAAUACAAUAAAGAACUAA